This is a messenger RNA of Kockovaella imperatae, 969 nucleotides long. RefSeq lists its product as hypothetical. Lineage: Eukaryota; Fungi; Basidiomycota; Tremellomycetes; Tremellales; Cuniculitremaceae. Bases 1 to 969 code for a protein of 322 amino acids. The transcript is spliced from 7 exons. The record is from RefSeq and is a predicted model, not a curated record. Gene Ontology annotation, biological process: monoatomic ion transport. Gene Ontology annotation, cellular component: endoplasmic reticulum; plasma membrane. Gene Ontology annotation, molecular function: monoatomic ion channel activity.
AUGGACUACUUCGACUUCAAGGGUACUCCCACUGGCACCAUCACCGUCAGCCCACCUGGGGGUACAGGAGGACAUCACAAGGGUGGCCACCAUGGCGCCCCAGGUCCACUCCCCACGGAUGACUUUCCCAGUCCCAUUCCCAAGCUCCUCCACGCCACAAAGGCUGGACAUACCACCCUCUGGGUCGUCUUCGCCAUCUUCACCAUUGGCCUCAUUGGUCUCUGGCCCAUGGCGCUCCGCGUCGAGAAACGCGCCCGCUUCUUCCAUGGCGUCUCUGCCGGUGUUUUGACCAUUGCCAUGGUCUCCUACCUUGCCAUGGCUACUGGUCUCGGAACGACCUUUGUCCCCAUUCACAACCACGCCGCGGAUGCCAGCGUCUACAAGUACUUCCGAGAGGUCUACUUUGCUCGAUACAUCGACUGGCUCUUUACUACCCCUCUGCUCCUCCUGUCUCUCGCCGUGCUCGCUGGUCUCUCCCCGGCCGACACUGUCUUGGUCAUCUGCGCCGACGUCUUCAUGAUCGUCACUGGUCUCCUCGGUGGCCUCGUCCCCGCCCGAUGGGCCACUGGCGAGCGAAGCCGAUGGACCUGGUUCACGGUCAGCUGCAUUGGUUUCCUCGUCAUCUGGUACGUCCUCAUCACCGGAGGAUUGCGAGCGUCGAAACACCGACCUAGCAAGACAAGAGGAUUAUUCGUCCUGCUCUCCAUCAUGACCUUUAUCCUCUGGGCCGCCUACCCCGUCGUCUUUGCUUUGACCGAAGGGGCCAACAUGGUAUCCGUCAAUACCGAAGUCAUCGCCUAUGCCGUCCUCGACGUCUCGGCGAAAGUCGGAUUCACCUACAUGCUUUUGCUUGUUCACACACACGGCGAAGACGACACCUGGACGCUGCCAGAAUGGUUCGUCACCCACCGACACGGCCAUGGAUCGGACGGUCGAGGCGGAUACGGUGCUAUUGGAAAUGAUGAUUAG